Messenger RNA from Musa acuminata AAA Group (dessert banana), 588 nucleotides. RefSeq lists its product as uncharacterized. Gene Ontology annotation, molecular function: nucleic acid binding. The record is from RefSeq and is a predicted model, not a curated record. The transcript has a single exon. Bases 1 to 588 code for a protein of 195 amino acids. NCBI's taxonomy places the organism in Eukaryota, Viridiplantae, Streptophyta, Magnoliopsida, Zingiberales, Musaceae.
AUGGCCAAAUACCUGGCAUGGGUAAGGGACCUAACCGCGAAGUUCCCUUACUUUACGUUAUCUAAUGUUCCGAGGGAGGAAAACGAGCGAGCCGACGCGCUCGCUAAGCUGGCGUCAAGACCAACCCCCAAAGCGUUGCCAGAGAUCGAGGAGCUCCCUGCUCGCGCCAUCGAAGUGGCAACUACGACCCCAGGCAGUGCGCCGAUCACGUGGCUACAAGAGCUGCUGCGCUUCAAGCGGGAUGGAACCCUUCCCCUCGAUGAAGUCGCAGCUCGGCGCCUGCGUCGUACGCACGCGUGGUACUCCAAGGAGAGUGGCCGGCUUUACAAGCGGUCCUUCACCUAUCCCCUCCUGCGAUGCUUGGAGCCUGACGAAGCCCAGACGGUCCUAGCUAAAACUCACGAGGGGGUCUGCGGCGAACACAUCGGCGGGCGAACCUUGGCGCACAAAAUACUUCGCCAAGGCUACUACUGGCCGACCAUGUGCUGGGACGCGAAAACUUACGUACAACGGUGCAGUUCGUGCCAACUACACGCCCGCGCACCCCGACAGCCCGCGGUCCCGCUCAGCCCCAUCGAUUGCACAUGA